AGUUUUAUUAACAUUAUAUGUGUGCGAAUUACAUUUAUACGUCUUUUGCGGAUAAUAAGAAUAUUUUUCGUCGGUGUUUGGCGUCUUUUGGAGUAUUUUCACAAGGUUGUUAGCCGAUUAGCUCUUUAAAAAUGGCUGAUCCAUGGAAUCGAGGACAUGGAGCUGUGGAUGACAUGCUGGAUGCUGAAAAUAAGCGGAUGGCGGAAAAUCUGGCCAGUAAAGUCUCGAGACUAAAGUCUCUAGCAUACGACAUUGACAAAGAUGCGGAAGAACAGAAUGCCUAUUUGGAUGGGAUGGACUCCAACUUUCUCAGCGCAACUGGUUUGUUGACUGGAAGCGUGAAGAGGUUUUCCACAAUGGUCCGAUCGGGUCGAGACAACAGAAAGAUCCUGUGUUACGUGUCCGUGGGUCUGGUUGUGGCCUUCUUCCUGCUUUAUUAUCUGGUGUCCCGGAUGCAGAACUGAUGGGUGGUUUUGGUUGCUCAUGUUUUAAGCUGGUUUCUCAGUUCUAUGAGAGUUUAUGGGGAUUGUCUCUGUUAUUUGGGGAUUUCAGAGAAGCGCACAGGUUAUGCUUUUUCAUCAUUAUUAAGUGAAAACAGAUGCAGUUUGAGAAUGGUUGAUCACAUGUAACUCCAAGCUCUUUGUUUACAUGUUCAAAAUUAAGUCUAUUCAGUGUGUAUUUUUAUUCAUGCUUCAAUCAAAGAAAAACACCAUGGACCAAUAUUAGAUUGAUUAAAAGCUUACUUUUCUCAUUUCCAUGAGCUCUAUUUUUAUCACUGUAAAAUAUGUAAGAAAAUGCAACUAAUUUUUGAUAAUUAUGUACAUUAAAAAUGUUAUUGCGAAUGCUU
Molecule: messenger RNA, 847 nt
Organism: Danio rerio (zebrafish)
Lineage: Eukaryota; Metazoa; Chordata; Actinopteri; Cypriniformes; Danionidae
Gene: bet1l
Product: Bet1 golgi vesicular membrane trafficking protein like
Biological process (GO): membrane fusion
Cellular component (GO): cytosol; Golgi membrane
Source: RefSeq, marked validated